This is a messenger RNA of Saxophila tyrrhenica, 1920 nucleotides long. RefSeq names its product ERMES complex Ca(2+)-binding regulatory GTPase gem1 (gene GEM1). The transcript has 3 exons. Gene Ontology annotation, cellular component: mitochondrial outer membrane. The record is from RefSeq and is a predicted model, not a curated record. Bases 1 to 1920 code for a protein of 639 amino acids. Gene Ontology annotation, biological process: small GTPase-mediated signal transduction; mitochondrion organization. NCBI's taxonomy places the organism in Eukaryota, Fungi, Ascomycota, Dothideomycetes, Mycosphaerellales, Extremaceae. Gene Ontology annotation, molecular function: GTP binding; GTPase activity; calcium ion binding.
AUGGCUACAGUCCGAAUAUGCAUCGUCGGCGACGAGUCAGUCGGCAAGAGCUCGCUCCUCACAAGUCUGGUCAAGGAUAGCUUCGUCACGUCCAAGAUCCAGUCCGUCCUGCCGCCCAUCACCAUCCCGCCUUCGUCGAUCACCCAAGAGAACGUCAGCAUCACCCUCGUCGACACCUCCGCUCUCCCACAAGAACGAGAUGCGCUCAAACGGGAGCUACGCAAGGCCAACUGUAUCCUACUCGUCUACAGCGACCACUACAGCUAUGAGCGCGUCGCCCUCUUCUGGAUGCCGCACUUUCGAUCACUAGGCCUGAAUGUCCCUGUGGUGCUGUGCGCAAACAAGAGCGACCUCACUGCCGCAAAUGGCGCCAGCACGGCCCAGAUUAUCGCGGAGGAGAUGAUGCCGGUCAUGUCGGAGUUCAAGGAGAUUGACUCAUGUAUACGGACGAGUGCGAGGGAGCAUCACAACAUCAAUGAAGUCUUCUUCCUGUGUCAGAAGGCGGUCACGCAUCCCAUUGCGCCGCUGUACGAUUCAAAGGAGGCUGCGCUGAAACCUGCCGCUGUGGAUGCCCUCAAACGGGUUUUCUAUCUAUGUGACAGGGAUCAGGACGGUCUACUGAAUGAUAAGGAGAUCCACGACUUCCAGCUCAGAUGCUUCGAUAAGCCACUCUCAGACGAAGACCUAGCCAGCAUCAAACGCAUGAUCCAGCGCUUCACCCCCCAACAUGCAGACUCUCCCCAAGAAGGCAUAGAUAUCGAAGGCUUCAUCCUCCUCAACAAGAUGUUCGCCGAGAAAGGCCGCCACGAAACCAUCUGGAUCAUUCUCCGCAAGUUCCAGUACUCCGACAGCCUCUCCCUCAAAGACACCUUCCUGCACCCCAAAUUCGACGUCCCGCCCUUCGCCUCCGCCGAGCUCAGUCCAGCCGGCUACCGCUUCUUUGUCGACCUCUUCCUGCUCCACGACAAAGACAACGACGGCGGCCUCAACCCUUCCGAGCUCGCCGCCCUGUUCGCGCCAACCCCGGGCAUCCCAGCUUCAUGGACCGACUCCGCCUUCCCCUCCUGCACCGUCCGCAACGAAGCUGGCCACAUCACCCUCCAAGGCUGGCUCGCCCAGUGGUCCAUGACCACCUUCACCGAACCCCGCACCACCCUCGCCUACCUCGCCUACCUGGGCUUCGAGUCCCCCAACACCAAACCCCCAGGCACCCCCGCCGCGCUCAAAAUCACCAAACCCCGCAAACGCCGCCCGCGUCCUGGGACGGUUGAACGCAACGUAUUCCUCUGCUACGUGCUCGGCGCCCCAGCGAGCGGGAAGUCAUCACUCCUCAACGCCUUCCUCAACCGCCCGUUCAGCGGCACCUAUCAUCCCACCAUCAAACCGCAAACAGCAGUCAACUCCGUCGAGCUUCCGGGAGGGAAACAAUGCUACCUCAUCCUGCACGAACUCGGGGAACUCGAACCCGCCAUCCUAGAAAACCAAGCCCGCCUCGACGAAUGCGACCUCCUCUGCUACUGCUACGACUCCUCCGACCCGGACUCCUUCUCCCACAUCCUCGACCUCCGCACGCGCUACCCAGCCCUGCACUCCCUCCCCUCCGUCUUCGCCGCCCUGAAAGCAGACAAAGACCGCGCAGUCCAGCGCUCCGAAUCGCAACCGGACGGCUACUGCGAGUCACUGCGCAUCCCGAAGCCCCUGCACGUGUCGGUCAAGUGGAAGAGCGCGGGGGAGUUUUUCGCGCAGGUGGCGGAGUCGGCGAGUCAUCCCGCGUUGGCGCUGCCGAGGGUUGAGCGGGAUGGGGGGGAAACGGGGUUACUGGGAGUGUGGCUUGCGGUUGGGGCGGUGGGGUUGGCGGGGGUGGGGGUGGGGUGGGUUGUUUGGCGGAGGGGGAUUUUUGGGGUGGGAGGGGGUGCUUAG